GCACCCUCUCGUACCUGGCCGUGUCCGCCGCGUACCAGGUCUGCCCACCGUGGCCGAGGAGAGAGAGAGAGAGAGAGGACAGAGGCAGAUCGGCCCAGGAUCGCAAGAGGCAAGACACAGCUCCCUCCAUCAGGACAUAUUUGAGGGAUACAGAUGCAGCCACGAUUACCUGGCGUAUGUGUCUAGCUACGAGAAGUGGGGGAGCGUACACGGGCAAUCUAUAGGUACCUACGAUCUACACCACCGCGUACUACUCAUAGUAGGUAUGAGGUUGGAAUUAGUAUACUACUGCUUAACAACCUGAUAUCAGCAUACCCGUUUACGUGCUUACUCUUAGCACCCUUCUCCGUCUGUGGCAUCUCGAUAUCACUACCUUAGGUAUAUACUCCCGUCCGCUUACAUCACCGCCCAAGAUGCCGUCCGACAUUUAUUCCUGCCCUACUGCUGCUGCGCCCUCUCGCCCGACGCCUCCUAUCAGGAUAUCUCCCAUUAUAUCCUCCAGUUUCCCUACGUGAAGGGUGCUUCGACGGGCUGCCGAGUAGCUACCGACCCGACAGGUCGACCUGGCUCACCGAGCUUCCCCCUCAACAACAUGGCGGCGGCCGAUGUGCUCCCGAAGCUUCCCGUCCCCAGCCUGGCCCCCGAUCCGCCGCCCGUCCUGGCGCCAUCUGCUGCGGACGCCCUCACCCCUCUCAUCCGGUCGACGUAUAAGACUUCGGAGCUGCGCUUCUACGUCAACGGGCGCUGCGUCAUCGUCCAGAAUCCGGACCCCGAUUGGGUUCUCCUCGACUGGAUCCGCGCCCAAGACGGCCUCAAAGGGACCAAGCUUGGGUGCGGCGAAGGCGGGUGCGGCGCCUGCACCGUGGUGUUGCAGACCGCCGAGAGCGGCCGGCGAUUGCGACACGUAGCCGUGAACGCCUGCCUCUACCCGCUUGCUGGCGUGGAUGGAAAGAGUCUAAUUACCACCGAGGGUCUGGGCACUGUCGACCACCCCCAUCCUCUGCAGGAGAGGAUAGCGAAGAUGCAUGGCUCGCAGUGCGGAUUCUGCACGCCGGGGAUCGUCAUGAGCUUGUACGCGCUGGUCAGGAACUCCUACCGGGAUGGGAAGUUCCGGCUUUCGGCCUCCGACGUCGAACUGCAAGGGCACUUGGACGGCAACCUCUGCAGAUGCACUGGUUACAAACCCAUUCUCGAGGCAGCCAGGACGUUUAUAGUAGAAGACCUGAAAGGCGAAUUAGUUGAGGAGCCGGGCUCGACUUCCCGCGAGGCGGAUCCCAUCGCCGAUAACCUGGUGCAGGCCUCGCCCACCGGAAGUGGGUGCGGCUCAUCGAGUGGCGGUUCCUGCGGGCGUCCCGGCGGAUGCUGCCGAGACUCGCCAGCCAGCGGUAGUCCCUACAGGAGAGAAUCCACUACUACCAGGACCACUUCCGCAGACUCACGCGCCAGCAAGACCGCAUCAAGCUCGUUCACACCCUACGACCCUACGACAGAGCUCAUAUUCCCUCCGGCGCUCUGGAAACACGAAAGGCUGCCCAUAUGUUACGGAAAUGAACGGAAAAUAUGGUUUAAGCCUACGACACUCGAACAACUACUCGAACUCAAGGCUGCUUGGCCUGCUGCCAAAAUUGUUGGAGGUGCUAGCGAAACACAGAUCGAGGUCCGUUUCAAGAAAGCCGAAUACCGGGUUUGUAUCUUCGUUUCCGAUAUCGAAGAGCUGAAUGCACUCAAAGACCCCUAUGCCCUAUCAGAAAUAUCCAUCCCGGGCAAUAUGCCGCUAACGAAAGUAGAGGAACUCUGUGCCACGGUGUUCCAAAAGCUGGGUGCGAGAGCGAGCGCUCUCGAGGCGCUCAGGAAGCAACUCAGAUAUUUCGCAGGUCGACAGAUCCGGAAUGUCGCCAGUCUGGCCGGAAACUUGGCGACUGCCAGCCCUAUCUCGGAUUCUGCCCCCUUACUCCUAGCAGCUGGAGCUACAGUCACCGUAAAAGUCUGGGGCCAGGGCUCGCAUGAGAUACCGCUCUCGACGUUCUUCGUCGAGUAUCGAACCACUCGACUACCCAAAAACGGGGUGAUCACACAUAUCAAGAUACCACUGCCUCCUCCGGGGGUAUUGGAGAUAACGAAAGCCUACAAGCAGUCUAAGAGGAAAGACGACGAUAUUGCUAUUGUAACCGCUAGCUUCCGAAUACGCGUCGACCCAACUGGCGCCGUCCAGCAUGCAACGUUUGCCUUCGGCGGCAUGGCACCGACAACCACAGUCGCAACCAAGGCGCAGCAGGUAGUACUAGGAAAGCAAUGGGCUGAUAGUGCUACACGGGAAGAUGUCAUAUCUGCUCUUCUAGAGGACUUUAAUCUUCCGUUCGGCGUCCCCGGAGGAAUGGCCCAGUACAGGAAAACCUUGACAUUGUCUAUAUUCUUCCGCUUCUGGCACGAGAGCAUCCUAGACCUGGGCCUCGCCGAAGUCGACCAAGCACCGGCGCUCGAGAUUCACCGAGGGAUUUCCACCGGGACCCGCGGUACUAUCGAGGCUUCGGGCACCAAGGUCGUGGGCAAGGAGAUCCCCCAUCUCUCGGCUUUGAAGCACUGCACAGGCGAGGCAGAAUACGUCGACGAUAUGCCGCUACAGAAGAACGAGCUGCAAUGCGCGCCCGUCCUGUCGGCUCACGCACAUGCGAAGAUCCUCAAGGUCGACUGGAGCGCCGCGCUCGAGAUGCCAGGUGUCGUCGGUCACCUCGACAAAGGCAGCAUUCCCGAGGCGUGGAAUAUCUGGGGUCCGGUCCGCGUAGACGAACCGCUGUUUGCUACCGACAAGGUGCACUCGCACGGCCAGAUAAUCGGCGUAGUCUACGCGGAGACGGCCCUGCAAGCUCGCGCCGCAGCGGCCAAGGUCCGCGUGACUUAUGAGACGCUGCCGGCCAUCCUCACCAUCGACCAGGCCAUCAAGGCGCAGAGCUUCUUCGACCACGGGAAGCAGCUGAAGAAGGGAGCCGCCGUCGAAGGGCCCCUGGACGACGCCUUCGCCAAGUGCGCGCACGUCUUCGAGGGAACGACGAAACUCGGCGGCCAAGAGCACUUCUACUUGGAAACGAAUGCGGCGCUCGCUAUCCCGCACGUCGAGGACGGGUCUAUGGAGGUGUACUCAUCCUCUCAGAACCUAAUGGAGAACCAGAUAUUCGUCGCCCAGGUGCUCGACGUGCCCAUGAGCCGCGUGAAUAUGAGAGUCCGCCGUCUCGGCGGCGCGUACGGCGGCAAGGAGUCCAGAAGCACGCCGAUAGCGUGCCUCGUCGCCAUCGCCGCCAGGAAGGAGCGCCGGCCCAUGCGGAUGAUGCUGACCCGCGACGAGGAUAUGGCGACAAGCGGACAGAGACACCCGAUGCAGUGCCGGUGGAAGGUCGGCACCAACGAGCUGGGCGUCAUCCAGUGUCUCGACGCGGACGUAUACAAUAACGCUGGGUACUCGAUCGACAUGUCGGGCGCCGUCAUGGACCGGGCGUGCACGCACCUCGACAACUGCUACAACAUCCCGCACGCCUGGAUCCGCGGCUGGGUCUGCAAGACGAACACGGUGACGAACACGGCCUUUCGCGGCUUCGGCGGGCCACAGGCCAUGUACUUCGCCGAAUCGUACAUGUGCGCCAUCGCCGAGGCCCUCACGAUCGAUGUCGACGAGCUGCGGCGGCGGAACUUGUACCGGGAGGGUGACCUGACGCCCUUCCUACAGCCCAUCGACGUCGACUUCCACAUCCCGACUAUGCUGGAACAGCUGAGCGCCAGCGCCGACUACGAGGCUAGGAAGAAGGCAGUUGAGGCCUUCAACGAGAAGAACAGCUUCCGGAAGCGUGGCAUCUGCAUGGUCCCGACCAAGUUUGGGUUAAGCUUCGCUACCGCUUUACAUCUAAACCAGGCCGGUGCAUACGUUAGGAUCUACGAAGACGGCAGCAUCCUACUACACCACGGCGGGACGGAGAUGGGUCAGGGGCUAUAUACGAAGAUGUGCCAGGUGGCGGCGGAGGAGCUAGGGGUGGACGUGGACCAGAUCUUCAACAAGGACUCGCAGACAGACCAAGUGGCGAACCCGUCCCCGACGGCGGCAUCGUCUGGCAGCGACCUCAACGGCAUGGCCGUCAAGGAUGCCUGUCGCCAGCUCGCAGAGCGCCUCGCACCCUACCGCGAGCGCUACGGGCCCGACGCCCCGAUGUCAACCCUCGCCCGCGCCGCGUACCGCGACCGCGUCAACCUCGCCGCCAACGGCUUCUGGAAGAUGCCUCGCAUAGGCUACAAGUGGGGCAACUACACUGAUCCGCUACCGAUGUACUACUAUUUCACGCAGGGCGUGGCCAUCACGGAGGUGGAGCUGGACGUGCUCACGGGGGACUCGACUGUGCUGCGAACGGACAUCAUGAUGGACGUCGGACGCUCCAUCAACCCGUCCAUAGACUACGGCCAGAUCGAAGGGGCCUUUGUGCAGGGCCAGGGCCUCUUCACGAUGGAGGAGUCGCUCUGGACGCAGCAGGGCGAGCUCUUCACCCGCGGACCGGGCACGUACAAAAUCCCUGGCUUCUCCGAUAUCCCGCAGACCUUCAACGUGUCGAUGCUGACCCACGACGCGCGCGGCCACGCCCUGACCUGGAAGCACCUGCGCUCGGUGCAGAGCAGCAAGGGCAUCGGCGAGCCGCCGCUGUUCCUGGGCGCGACCGUGUUCUUCGCGCUGCGCGAGGCGGUGCGCGCCGCCCGCGCCGCCCACCACCACCACCACCGCGGCGGCGGCGUCGCCCUCGUCCUCGACGCCCCCGCCACCCCCGAGAAGCUGCGGCUCGCCGUCGACGACGACCUCGCGCGCCGCGCCGCCGUCGCGCCUGCCGAGGGCGAGACCGACUUUUUCGUCCGCAUCGAGGCGUGAGGGGGGGGGUUGAGGGGGCUGGAGUGUGGCUGCGUCUAGGGUUGGUCAAGCGGUGUGAGGCAGGGCUUCGAAGGGGAGGGGCGAGAUGCCGUGAUAUACCUAAGGUUAGGAGACUAUAAACGAGAAGGGGAUAAGUUUCAUGUAGGCGUGUCAUCUGUCUAAGUUUGGCCAAAGAUAGCGAUUUCAUCCAUCCGUAUUUUACUGUCUUACAACCGCCCCCGGCGCCUCGGUCCUUCCUCGCUACCGCGCAGCCUACCCCUGAGCGCCAAAACCAGCCCCGAGCCCAAGUGCUGAUAGAACAUCAUAUCCCAUAUCGUAGGUACUAAUGCAUACACGCACGCAUACCCGCC
Molecule: messenger RNA, 5247 nt
Organism: Durotheca rogersii
Lineage: Eukaryota; Fungi; Ascomycota; Sordariomycetes; Xylariales; Xylariaceae
Product: xanthine dehydrogenase
Exons: 11
Coding region: 593-4897 (1434 amino acids)
Molecular function (GO): FAD binding; oxidoreductase activity; iron ion binding
Source: RefSeq, a predicted model, not a curated record